Messenger RNA from Paramacrobiotus metropolitanus, 2183 nucleotides. RefSeq lists its product as uncharacterized. Lineage: Eukaryota; Metazoa; Tardigrada; Eutardigrada; Parachela; Macrobiotidae. Gene Ontology annotation, molecular function: protein binding. The transcript has 2 exons. The record is from RefSeq and is a predicted model, not a curated record. Gene Ontology annotation, cellular component: extracellular matrix. Bases 28 to 1896 code for a protein of 622 amino acids.
UAUACCGCACAUGCGCAGGUAUUACUCAUGAAUUGUAAUUCUUUCCGGUAUGAACAGUAUUCAGGAGUUAAUAAAUUGUCAUAUUCCGCGACAGCUUGUUUUCAUUUUGUCGUGCGAUUGAAAUUAAGCACAGCUUUUACAAAAGUUUUUCAAGGUUCGUUUUUUCACAUUAUCACUGCACCAUAUGGAUUUUUAAUAACAAUAUCUGUGCUUUUCAUACAAUAUAGAAUGUGGAUAAAUUAUUAUUGUGUAGCAACAUUGCUACUGCUAGGGUAUCACUCCGUGACCUUUGUUACUGCAACCAUAUCAUGUACAUAUGGCAGCGGUGAAGCUGUGUGUUUUGUUAACUAUGGUCCAAGCGAUGGCUCGCCCAUUACAUGGAGCGCCGAUACCGCCUUGGCAGGAGCAAAAAUCAAUCUACCUGAUGUGACAGUACUGCGAAUUCUGAACAAUGCCACCAGUGAGCAGCCGGAAGCUGGCCACCGACUACAGCUACAAGAUGCCGCAUUCAGCGGAUUAACGAAUCUACGACAGUUGCAUUUAUUUAAAUUUAACAACGUACAGAUUACCGGGAAAGCUCUGGCCAGUAUCGGCAGUAUAACCGUCCUCAAUCUGACCCGAGUACUGUAUGGAGACUUUUUUAAUCCAUAUUGGAAUGACGUCGUGUCAUAUACGAAUGCUUCGGCCGAAUUAAGGGAGCUGUACAUACAUAACUGUGAUCAGAGUACUUUUAAUAAUGGACUGGGAUUGCUGGAACUGGGAACCAACGGCGAUAAACUUCGAAAAUUGUCUCUAGCCCACAAUAAAAUCUGCUUUUUUGCGCCUUUGCAAAAAGCGUUGAACGAGCUGGAAUACUUAGAUCUACACGAUAAUCGUUGUGGGGGUAGCUUUUCGAUCACUCCUGGAUUUUUAACGAAAUUCCCUAAACUCCAGUAUUUGGACGUAUCAAAAACGGAUUUUCCGGGUAUCGGUCUUGACGAGUGGGUCACCAAACCGACCGUCAAUGUAAUCCGCAUUCUCAAAGCCGCCGAAUGCAACAUUAGAUCUCUCCUGGUUAACCAAUUUGACGCAUUCAGAAGCUUAACCCAUCUCGAUCUGUCCAGGAACAAAGCCCUAGUCGCCAUCUCCAGCAACGCUUUUGCCAAUCUCCGACUAGAUACCCUCAACCUAUCCGGGAAUCCAAACAUGAUUUUUAGCGGGCAAGGUGAGGUGUUCGCUAACACCACGGUGCGUAAUCUGGACUUGUCGCUAAGUUCCCAAGACGCGAAGAUAACGCAAACGUUAUGGGACUACAACAUCACCGCUCCACUGCGGCCGGAACUGGUGGUGCUCAAUAUGAGCGGUCGAAUAAUUCCUGAUGGACGCUACAUUGCUCUGGCUAGAUAUCCCAAUUUAGAGGUCGCUGUUUUAUCCCGGAUGAGCCUGAAAUCAGAGACACUGAUGUACCCAAUCAGCAAUAGGGACAUCGGUAACAAACUGCGAAUCCUUGACCUUUCUGACAACAAACUCACGGCUUUUCCUAACGACACCGGGGCCGCCUUCCAGAGAUUAUGGAAUAAGGAUACCAAGAUGGAGAAGCUGCUGUUGCACAAUAAUCCUCUCCAGUGUAAAGCCUGCGGGAACGUGUAUUUGAUGCGCUGGAUUGCCAAUGACAGUGACUGUCGGGAUAGAGCCAAGAGUGUCCUGUGUUUAGUGUUGCCCGGGAUGACGACAUCCGACUGCCCAACGUGCUUGGACAACGGUGUAUCCAGACCGAUUAAUCAGUUGAGCGUUCGCGAUUUCGACAUGUGUGCCGGGGAAAAGUGCACAACACCAAAGAACAGUGCGAUGAGUUUGGCAUCGAGUGUCUUUAUCCAUAUAAUACUUAGUUCUCUCCUGGUAUUGUAUUCCCGCUAAUUUUUUAUUGAGCAGUUUCUAAAGACAAAAAAGUAAUGAUUUCCAGAAGCCUUUUAUGUCUUCAUUUCGCACCACGCAAUGACCUUAUUAGAGAAACCAAUGUUACUGUAACUACUUAUAAAAAUUUUAAACCGACAUUAUAACCAGUUAUUGUUUUAUAUAAUUACCAUGUUGAUACUAACAAUACUGUAUGGAUGUCUUUAUUCCUUGUAUUUUGUUAGUAAAUGCAAGUAUAUUGAUUGGUUUAAGAAUGUCUUGGCAGGAAAGGAAAAAAAAUAAACGCUUUA